UUAAAGUUUGGAGUGGAAAUCGAAUAUUGCGAACUGAACCAUCGCACUCGAAAAUAAAGUGCUUGAAAAUUGAAAAUAUUUGAUAGUAACCAAAUAUUUUGGAACAAUCGACUGGUAAGGUCUGGUUACUGCUCUCUGUCUGCUAAACAAAGUAACGAAAGUUAUCGGUAGUGUAACAACGACAUAAGUUUCCGAUGCAAUGCAGAAGCAACAAAAUGAUAGGCGACCCAAAUCUUUGAGUUAAGUGUCUGUUAGUGGCACUCGCACCUUGUCGUUGGUGUUCUUUAGGUAGCCUUUAGGUGAACGCAACGCAUGAAUCGAGCUCGGAUGCAACUCUUUUCCAUUGUUAGCCCGGUAAAUAUCAUGGCACCUGCUUGUGUGUGACGUUAUUGGUGACGUUAUUACUUUCGCUUUUUAUUUCUUUUACGCCACUCAGUAUUCAUUAUUGCAUACUUACGAUUCGUGUUAGAUUCGUCGUCGAAAAGUUCAUGUUCUCCCAACUCUACGAGGAAAGAAUCGUUGCUGCUGUGCGGGCCCUUGCCCCAAAAGUAGUGAUAUUUUAUUCCGGUUUCUUUUCACUUCUAAACGUAUUGCGCGUUUUAGUACCUUAAUUUCACGCAGAUCUGCGCAGUUUCUUUACCAAUAUUGCUAUCAGUGAUAACGAUAUGCUUAACAAAACUAACAAUCCUGAAGUUUUGAUCUGGUGAGGCAAUUUCGUACCUGCGUUUUUAUUCCAAACGAGGACUUAGACGACAGUAGCUGAAGUGUAAGUUCAUACGUAGUUGCAGUGCCAGAACAAUUACAAAGUACCGUAUAGGCUCAUGGAUCAUAGCGUUUAGUAUAAAUUGUAACGUGCGAGCUGUCGGCGGAGCACUCUUCGGGUUGAGCUGGUGGCGCUGGCGUACGAAGUUCUCGAUAUUGGAAAUGAAAAGAAGGACAUGGCAUGGAGUAGCUUACCUAGGGAAAUGUAGUGAUAGUAGAGAUCAAAAUAAAUUUAGUAAUUCUAUUAGAAGCGAUUUCAUUUAUCUUGCAGUCGUUAUGGGCAAAGGGUUCCAAAGAAGGUCCAUGUGCUGAUAUAUGCGAAGGGUAUAGUGCUACUAGCAGAUCAAGUACAGCAUAUCGAGAAACUUGAGAAUAUGAGCGGCGAUUCAGUGAUAAAUAUAUGCUUUAAAUUUUGCACAUAGAAAUCGAAACAUGGUAUUUGAUGUUGACAAGAGCAAUGAACUAGCAUCAAUUCAACAGAAAGUCAUUCCCAUAGGCAUACAUAAACAUAGGUAUAACAUAGGCAUAAACAUAAACAUAAACAAAACAUAAACAUAGAUAAACAUACAUAGCUAUAAACAUAGGUAUACAUAAACAAGGAAAGGAGUACUUAAACAUCCCGCAAAAUAAUGAAAUAAUGAUGGGGAAGCGGAAUAAAGUAAUUAUGAACUCAAGAGAACUUUGGGGCGACAAUAACUGUGAGGUCGUACGAAAAACCAAGAAAACGGUAAUGGUGCCAGUGCAAUUGCUUGGAAAUGCCAUUCUAUGCUUUAAAUCCGACAUCAUAUCGUAGUUGGAAAUCAAUCAAAGAUCGGUACUGAGGAUUGGCUUUGUAAGCCCAUGGUAAAGCCAUAAAUGAGGCGAGUAGGGGCAAAAGGCUUGGGCCUCAUUUCAAUCAGAGAAGCGAAGAGCAAAAUAAUUUUGAAUAAACACUCAGGAACCUGCAUGAUAAUAAGUGAGCGGCGAAAGCGUACAAAUAUUUAUUCCACAAAGCGUGGACGAGAAAUUAAAGAGCAGGUGAAGAAUGUUGGCUCGCAGGUACAGCGUAUCAUAAGUUAUCGUGCAGUCCCGCAGUCGGGACGAAGAGGAAGAAGGUGUCAAGCCGGUGCCCGCUCAUCGCUGCGAACUACCUUCCCCUGUAAGCACACGAGGCCUAGCACGAGCACGGCACUCGAGGGCGACGGGCAGCGUCGACGAUUUCGACGCGGCCUGAAAUGGACCUCCGCUGCUCGAACCCACCGAACUUCAAGCCCCUCAUGAGCAGACCCACCAACGAUCCGCCCGAAACGCAAGACAUGGACGACGAUCGCUACCGCGGCUACUCCGACACCGAAGCCACCGGAGACGGAGAGCUCGAGGGUGCCGCCAUGCAGCAUGACCAACCAGGUACGUCAAACACAUACGAUACCGCCGAGCAAUGGCAGAUUUAUACUUCAAAACGCCAGAAAAAACAGCAGAGGAGCGGAUCGCGGAACGCUGCCAUUUUGAACUCGAACGAGACCCGGAGCGGGGAGAACAAUAGCAAGAUGGCGCCGGCCGCCUCGGCAGCAGGUGGUGUGAGCGGAACGACAGCUGGCGCGCCAGCUGCGCACAAAGAACAACGACAGCCGCGUCAAAGGCUGCCACCGCUCCCAAAGGGCGACGCCAAAAUUAUUAUCAGACCAAAGAAUGGCCUACCAAUCAAAGCACUGAAGGCGAUAGAAAUCGUGCAAGCCAUCAUCGAGGCAUGCAACAACAAAUUCAAGGAUGAAGACUUCAUAGUCAGACUAAGGACAGGAUCGAACAUCAUCAUAGCAAGUACUUCGAACGAGGAAGUAGCGAAGAUGAUGCUCGGAAUAACCAACCUACGAGUCAGAGGCCAAGCCUACGAGGUCAACAGAUACGUGGCAAUGCCGGAGGACGUCAAGCGAGCCGUAAUACACGGAGUCCCCGCGGGAACGCCGACGGAAAUGCUCAAGGCGAAGAUACGAGUCCGCACCCAAGGGGUUGUGGUGCUCUCCGCAAGAAUGCUAGGAAAAUCGGAGACGGCGGUCAUCACCUUUGACGCCUCCAUCAUACCCAAAUACGUGAUCUUUGCGGGCGCAGAGUUUAGAUGCUACCCAUACCGGCCGACGAGGCAGGUGUGCUACAUUUGCUGCCAGCAGGGCCACCGCUCCGACGUCUGCCCGACGCCAAACGCCAAGGCGUGCAGGCAAUGUGGAAUGCAGAAUCCGCCGGAAAAUCACCAAUGCCAAACCAAGUGCCUGAUAUGUGGAGGCGACCACGCCACCGGAUCCAGGGACUGCAAGGAUCGCCUGAAGAAAGCCAGAGAACUGCGAGGUCGACAGCACCAGUCGCAGCAGCAGCAGCGCAGCAGCAGGGAGGAAGAACGGAGGCAACGCCAUCCGAGAUGGUUCAGCUCGGAGGGCGAGCGGAGCCGAUCCCGGAGCCGGUCACGGAACGGGUCACGGAACGGGUCACGGAGCCAGUCGCGGAGCCGUUCACGGAGCCGGUCCCGGUCCUUCCCACCCCUGCCGCCCCCGGCCAUCGAGGGCCAGCAGCAGCAGCAGAAAAAAAAAGAAGCCCAAGGGUGGCACGAAGGUCGAGCGGUAAGACGACACAGGAUUGACCCGCACAUGGGACACAAAAUUGAUCUAUUAUUGGAUAUGGCUCCCAGUCCCGAAGAAGAAGGCCCAGACACUGGAUAUAACGGAACUGGCAUCUCGGGUUCCCCAAGUUUCAUUGAUAUCCUGACCGUAAACCUAAAGUGCGGUGUUUGCAAAUGCGGAUUUCCUUCGACCAUUGAGCAAUAUGGACGUGAAAUGGGCUGCACUCAAGAGGUGAAAAAAUUAAGUUGUUCUUGCCCGCCCAAUAUCUGCUCCAUGGACCAGAUUGCGACGUGUCUAAAAAAUUGGGCCAGCGGUAAAUGCAAGUGGGAAAACUUUUUCAUCGUUUGCCCCUAAUCUCGCAAUAAAGGCCUCGUUAUCAAACUGUGCC
Messenger RNA from Dermacentor andersoni, 3738 nucleotides. RefSeq lists its product as uncharacterized. NCBI's taxonomy places the organism in Eukaryota, Metazoa, Arthropoda, Arachnida, Ixodida, Ixodidae. The record is from RefSeq and is a predicted model, not a curated record.